GAUACCGGUGAGAUGGUGCGAGACGUCAGGCGUGUGGCGUUCACGCAUAUGUGCACCACACUUCUGUGGCUAUUCACCUGUUUCAACGGUCUCCACUCCGUUAAAAUAUCAAGAUUAAUAGUGCCAGAAAUAAUUCAAUAUGGUGUUCAAGACUCAGUUAUAUUAGACUGUGAUUAUACUUAUGGUAAUAAUACGGCAGGACUUGUAGUAAAAUGGUUUUUCAAAAACAAAGCGCGGCCCGUAUACCAGUGGAUUCCAUCACAAAAACCUCAGGACUUAGGAAUUUUACGAGGUCGAGUCGACCUUACGUAUAGAGCGUCGAAUGACCCUCUUAAAAUGCACAGGGCUUUAAGAAUCAUAAAGCCAGACACAGAAAUUUCUGGUGAAUACACAUGUGUAGUAUCAACAUUUAUGGAGGAAGACUCUAGGACUAAGCAGAUGAUUGUUUUUGUACCGGAGACACAUUUCCGGCUGAUGCAGAACAAGUCUGAUGACGACACGGUGAACGUCAUCUGUGCGGCGGACGGCGCGUUUCCUGCCCCCAACCUCACCAUCGCCACACUUGAGAGGCGACUGGAUUCAGUCACUCACGUGCACAAGCUGGAGAAUGGGAGGUAUUCGGCUUACGCAUCAGUCACUCUGAGGGAUAGUGACCUCCCGAACCCGGCAGAGUUCAUUUGCACCCUCAGGAUACCACAAGCGAAGUACGCUGUUAGAAAAGAAACUUUAUAUUAUCCAGGUCCCAUCAGCACCACACCUGAGAUGCCGACAGCAGCAGAUAUGCAACUAGCCGCUGCAGUUGGAGCAUCGAAAGGGCUCGAUUACCAAAAUUACACUGAGAGGCCUCUCAAUUCCCUUUAUUUAAUCCCCGAAUGA
Amyelois transitella is the source of this 876-nucleotide messenger RNA. RefSeq lists its product as uncharacterized. Bases 13 to 876 code for a protein of 287 amino acids. NCBI's taxonomy places the organism in Eukaryota, Metazoa, Arthropoda, Insecta, Lepidoptera, Pyralidae. The transcript is spliced from 6 exons. The record is from RefSeq and is a predicted model, not a curated record.